AUGACCCACAUUGUUAUAUUUCUUCUUGGACUAUCUUUCGCUGCAUUAUUUUCAAUUCUUGUUUUUUAUAUCUUCUUUUACCGCAAAAGAAGAACAACCCAUGAAAUCAAAGACAUUGAAAGCCCAGGAUGCAAACAUGAAGAUACAGUGCAGAAAGAGGACUUGGUGAUCUUCCAAGGAGGUGAGAACCUGACAAUAUGUGACAUUCUUGAAGCUCCGGGGGAGGUAAUUGGGAAAUCCAAUUAUAGCACACUUUAUAAGGCGUUGUUGCAGCGAUGCAAUGCAGUGAGGCUUCUGAGAUUUUUGAGGCCAGUGAGCACUACAAGGGAUGAAGAGUUGGUUGGUGUGAUUGGAAUGAUUGGAGGGAUAAGGCAUCCCAAUUUGGUUCCUCUUGUCGGAUUUUACACGGGGCCAAGGGGUGAGAAGCUUCUUGUUCAUCCCUUUUAUGGUCAUGGGAAUCUCACUCAGUUUGUAAGAGAUGGAAAUGGCGAGUGUUACCACUGGGCUACGAUAUAUCGACUAACCUUUGGCAUAGCCAAAGGACUCGAGUAUCUUCACACUGGACUUGAGAAGCCUAUGAUCCAUGGUAACCUCAAGUCAAAAAACAUCCUUUUAGAUCGCAAUUACCAGCCCUACAUCUCAGAUUUCGGCCUGCAUCUCCUCUUGAACCCCACUGCUGGCCAAGAAAUGCUUGAAGCCUCGGCUGCUCAGGGUUACAAGGCACCUGAACUGAUUAAAAUGAAGGAUGUUAGUGAAGAGACCGAUAUAUUUAGCCUCGGCGUGAUCAUGCUCGAGAUGCUUUCUAGGAAGGAGCCUAUCAAUGAGCAUCCAACCCCUGAUGAGGACUUCUAUUUGCCAAAUUUCAUGCGAACUGCUGUGCUUGGACACAGAAUAUCUGACUUGUACCAUCCAGACAUUCUUCUCAGCAAAAGCAGAGACAGUGGAGGCCCGGUUAGUGAAGAAUGCAUCCUCAAGUAUUUUCAACUUGCUAUGUCUUGUUGUUCUCCUUCUCCUUCAUUGAGACCAAACAUAAAGCAAGUCCUUUGGAAGCUUGAAGAGAUUAUCAAGUAAGAUCCAUGUGUGACUUUGAAGAAAUUUAUUUGAAUACUAGAAGGCAUGGACCACUUGGAGGAAAAUGAUGGGUAGAUUUUCUGAGAAAAUUUCUUCCGUGCCCUUUCGUGCCUCUAC
Molecule: messenger RNA, 1188 nt
Organism: Neltuma alba
Lineage: Eukaryota; Viridiplantae; Streptophyta; Magnoliopsida; Fabales; Fabaceae
Product: putative kinase-like protein TMKL1
Exons: 2
Coding region: 1-1071 (356 amino acids)
Biological process (GO): protein phosphorylation
Molecular function (GO): ATP binding; protein kinase activity
Source: RefSeq, a predicted model, not a curated record